Messenger RNA from Schistosoma turkestanicum, 2135 nucleotides. The record is from the annotation of a GenBank genome assembly. NCBI's taxonomy places the organism in Eukaryota, Metazoa, Platyhelminthes, Trematoda, Strigeidida, Schistosomatidae.
AUGAGGCUGGCGGUCUGUUCGGUCAGGCAGUUCUUGCCAAUGGAAUUACGAGUCGGCAAUAAAUAUCGCCUUGGUCGUAAAAUUGGUAGUGGAUCAUUCGGCGAGAUUUACUUAGGUACUGAUAUCACAAAUAACGAAGAGGUAGCUAUUAAAUUAGAAUGCGUCAAAGCAAAACAUCCACAACUACAAAUUGAAGCUAAAAUUUACAGGCUUAUGCAAGGGGGUAUUGGAAUUCCUUGUCUGAAAUGGUCUGGAACAGAAGGCGAUUACAAUGUUCUGGUUAUACAAUUACUUGGUCCUAGCUUAGAAGAUUUAUUCAAUUUUUGUGGUCGGAGAUUUAAAUUAAAAACGGUUCUUUUGUUAGCUGAUCAAACAAUUACACGUGUGGAAUAUAUACAAAAUAAAAAUUUUAUUCACCGCGACAUUAAGCCGGAUAAUUUUCUAAUGGGUCUGGGUAAACGCGGUAAUCUUGUUUAUUUAAUUGAUUUUGGAUUGGCGAAAAAAUAUCGUGACAGUCGAACACGUCAACAUAUACCAUAUCGAGAGAAUAAAAAUCUUACUGGGACAGCUCGAUAUGCUAGUAUCAAUACACAUUUGGGCAUAGAACAAGCUCGUCGAGAUGAUAUGGAAUCGCUAGGUUAUGUGUUAAUGUAUUUUUUACGUGGUAGUCUUCCAUGGCAAGGUUUAAAGGCUGGCACUAAACGUCAAAAAUAUGAACGAAUUAGCGAAAAAAAGAUGCAAACACCUGUAGAAGUUUUAUGUGAAGGUUAUCCAGUUGAAAUGGCUGUCUACCUUAACUACUGUCGUGGAAUGCGUUUUGAUAAUGAACCAAAUUAUUCUUACUUAAGAAAUUUAUUUCGUGGUCUAUUUCAACGUGAAGGUUUUACAUAUGAUUUUAUUUUUGAUUGGAAUCUAUUAAAAUUUUCUGGCAACGAUCAAAAUUCCAUAACUAACCCUGGUGGUACUGUUAACAAUGAUCGCAAUAACGGUAAUGAUCAUUUGAUUACAAAUCAACAGCCGUCACAAUCACAACAACAAGUCGUCCAGUCUUCUCGACGUGGACAUCAUCACGAUGAAAAAGUUAAAUCUCGUAACAAAGGGACAUCUGGUAAUCCGGGUUAUACAGUUCAGCAGAUCAGUGCAGCAGUAACUCAUAAUCCGACCACAACGGCGAUUGAUUCCCGUACUGGUUUUACGCAACAGGGUAUAGGCUCAGUAACCGCUUAUCCACGUGGUAUGCCACCGUCGUGCCUACCAGCUGCACAAAAUAUGGUUGCUCAGUCAUUACAAGUAAUGAGUCUUCAGACACAACCUGGUCAAACAUCCAGUACUGUCGCUCAUCAUCAUCUUCAGCAGAUUCAGUCGCAUCAAACGUCGAAUCCGUUAACUGGAUAUUAUAAUCAGACGGCACAACAACAGAACAUUUCACAAUCUCCUCAAUUAGGUACAUCACAGUUUGCUAAUCCUACUUGUCCUAAUAUGUUUCUUAUAAAUAAUAAUACUAAUUUAAAUAACCCUGGUAACAAUCCAAUGCAAAUGAUUGGUGGCUUACAACAGCAGCCUAAUUCUAAUUUAUAUCCCUCGAUUGAUCCAAACUGUAUUAUACAACAUCCAUCCCAACAACAACAACAGACUGUACAACAACAUCAACAGUCACAAAAUGUUUGUUGUCUCCCUGUACAAUCACAGCUUCAGUCCGGUAUAAAUAAUAACAGUAGUACUAACCAACAGGUUGCAUCCCGUCAAAUUGUUCAACCUCAUCAUCCACAACAAAGUUCAUAUUUAUUAACUCAACCAAAUUCAGUUGGUCAAGUGAUUGGUGUUGCUAGUAGUGGUAAUAACAGCACAACAAAUCAAAUCCAUCACCACCAUCAACAUUUGAAUUCAUCUACAACAUUUGGUAAUCAUCCGCAUAAUCUGUAUCAUUUACGUCUUCAUCCGGAAACAUUUUAUGUGCCAGCAACAGUUAGUGGGCAAACAAAUAAUCAUAGUAAUGAGAAUUUCACUUCAACUCCUAUGGUAUUGCCAUCAGGACAAGUUGGUGGUGUUGGUAGUAAUGCAUUUAGAAAAUAAUAACAAUACAAUAUCAGUGUUUAAUUAUAUAUAUGUUAGUAUAUAUAUAUAUAUAUAUAUAU